This is a messenger RNA of Trichoderma atroviride IMI 206040, 794 nucleotides long. Lineage: Eukaryota; Fungi; Ascomycota; Sordariomycetes; Hypocreales; Hypocreaceae. The record is from RefSeq and is a predicted model, not a curated record.
AUGCGGUAUAAAAAAUGGACCAGCGAUCACGCGAGACUUUGACAAGGCAGAUUGCUUAUCUGGAAAGGAAGCAAUACGAUAUCUACAACGAUUAUAGCCAUGCCCCCUCUUUGAACAAAUCAGUUGGUCCUUCACCCGGAUCCAACGGACUGUUAUUAUACCGUGGCGAUGAUCCAAUUGGCGAAUAUCCUCGAGUUGAGCCGGCCGAGCACAGUGCUUGCGUUGGAGACAAUUCUUGGCAGCAACAAAAGUCCGUUCCUAUUUUGGCCACCAAAUGCUCUGCUCUGCUGUUGGGCGCACGACAUGAUAUUCCUACUCCCUCUAUUGGCCAGCCGCCCAUCCAGCAUUGCUCCUACAAUUGCGGUACCCAAUCACGCUAAAUCCUAUUCUACUGUAUAUCCUAUUGUUUUUUUUUUUCUUUAAUUUCUUUCCUACCUCGGCAUAUACGGCAGUACCAAGGAAUUCGAAGCCGUCUUUCCCGGUCGGCUGGUCAGUUGUUUUUGUUCUUCGCGGACGACAAACAAAUAUUUGCUUGAUACGCCUAUUGAUAUCUCGAAUUUGCACCGUAUAAGCGCGGCGAUAGGUCCUCUCCACCCACAACACCGAGAGUCUGGCGAGAGCAGCGGGCGAUGAUGGAUCUAUAGACUCGACUUAGUGUUCGACAUUGGCCCACAAAGUCCAGCGCUCCCACACACUAUUGAAGGCAGCUUGCAUCGGAGAUGGAUACAGCUGAACGUUAUCUGCUCUCCCUACACAAUAAAGGAGCAUGAUGAUACCUAUACUAUAUCGCCCAU